Messenger RNA from Mesorhabditis belari, 1722 nucleotides. NCBI's taxonomy places the organism in Eukaryota, Metazoa, Nematoda, Chromadorea, Rhabditida, Rhabditidae. The record is from the annotation of a GenBank genome assembly.
AUGCUUCGACUGUCGUUAUUUUUGCUGGUGGCAGUCGUCGUAUUGUCCAUUUCAGAAGUGAAAUCCCAGCAGCCAUCAAAUGACUCAGCCGAGCCUAGCCUUCUACCACCGCUGGCUUUCUCAGUGCCCGAAUCGGCUCCAAUCGGACAUCACAUUGGCUAUGUUGAGGGAAGUCCACAAAGUGGCACCGAUUCACGAUAUUUUAUUGUUUCCACCGAUCCUGAUAAAACUGACACAGCAAUUCAUAUCGAUGAACGAACGGGUGAGAUAACUGUUGGAGCAGGAUUGGAUUAUGAAACACAAAGACGAUUCGAGCUUGUCGCCAUCCCAAUUGGAGGGGAAGCUGGGAUCCCAGUGACGGUGAAUGUAGAAGAUGAAAACGAUAAUGAGCCGACGUUUACACAGUCGGAUGUUCGACUUGAGAUCAGCGAAUUUGUUCGAAUUGGCGCUGAAUUCCCGCUUCCAUCGGCUGUCGAUCGGGAUGGACCACCGCUUGAUGUACGGACAUAUAAAAUUAUCCAGGGAAAUGUGAACAAUGUUUUCAAAUUGUCGACAAAACGAGUCAACAAUGUGCUUUAUGCGGAUUUGAUGGUAAAUGGGAGAUUGGAUCGAGAAUAUCGAGAGAGUUAUGAGCUUCUUGUUGAAGCAUCUGAUGGAGGAAAUCCACCGAGAACGGGAGAGCUUCAUGUUUCCAUUUUGAUCCUUGAUGCAAACGACAAUGCACCUGAGUUCUCUGAAAAGAUCUAUCAUGCUAUGAUCGAUGCGAAUCAUCCAGUGGAAAAAAAACCGAUUCUUGAAGUAAAAGCUCUUGACAAAGAUUCUGCACAUAAUGGACAAGUCUCUUUUCGAAUUGCCCAGCCAGCUUCAUCUGUCGGCCGAUUGUUCUCAUUGUCGUCAAAUGGCGUGCUCACGAGGAGGCUAAAGACGACUCUCCCAUCCGGCACUUUUGAGUUUCCUGUAAUUGCUUCCGAUCAUGGAAUGCCUCCACAAGAGUCCAGUGUUGUGGUGUCAGUGACGGUGGAAGGUGGUUCAAGCAGAGCUCCAUCUCUUGAUGUUCUUUGGCUCACCGAUCACACUGAGCCUCGACUUCUCGAGAAUGCGACUCUUGGAUCAAUCGUUGCUCGUGUGAAUGUUACAAAUUACGAUCAACAACACGGAGGUUUGGAAUUGAGUGGAUGCACGUCAUUAUGUCUUCAACAAUCUCAACAUCCAUUUGUUUAUCUUCUAAUCAUUUGUGGUCUUUUGGAUAGGGAAACCACUUCAACAUAUCAUUUGAAAUUUGUUCUUAAGAAGGGAAAAGAUGUCAUUCUUGAACAUCCCGUUGUGCUCACAAUUGAAGAUGUCAAUGAUAAUUCACCACAAUGGACAAAUAAGAAUUAUCAUCUCAUAUUAAAUAGAACUCUGUCAUUUACAGACGUUGAUGCCGGGAAUAAUGGCCGUUUACAUUAUUGGAUUGAAGGCACUGAUGUGAUAGGAAUUGAUGAAGACACCGGUCGAAUACAUUAUGCGACUGAGCUCGAUUGCUCGAUUGGCUCAGAGUUACGCUUUCGAGUGCACGCUUCCGAUAGAGGAAAUCCACCAUUAUCUGGAAAUAUUCAAAUAACUGCUGAUAUUGUCGAUUCAGCCGGUAAAGCGCCACAGUUUGAGCGAGCUUUAUACACGGAAAGGAUUCGAGAAGAUGUCGAAGUUGGGACUUGUGUCUUAAAGAUGGUAGUCGAUUAU